Molecule: messenger RNA, 1966 nt
Organism: Plectropomus leopardus (leopard coralgrouper)
Lineage: Eukaryota; Metazoa; Chordata; Actinopteri; Perciformes; Serranidae
Source: RefSeq, a predicted model, not a curated record
AUGGAGGCAGAAAAGACCAACAAGAAGACUGAUAAGAAGAAGGAGUUGGAUGAACUCAACGAGCUGUUUAAACCCGUCGUCGCUGCCCAGAAAGUCAGCAAAGGUGUUGACCCAAAGUCGGUGCUGUGUGCGUUCUUUAAGCAGGGUCAGUGCACUAAAGGUGACAAGUGCAAGUUCAGCCAUGAUUUGUCGAUGGAGAGGAAAUGCGAGAAGAGAAGCCUCUACGUGGACGAACGAGAUGACGACCUGGAGAAAGACACUAUGGAGAACUGGGAUGAGAAGAAGCUGGAGGAGGUGGUCAACAAAAAACACGGAGAGGCGGAGAAGAAGAAAGCCAAAACACAAAUUGUGUGUAAGUACUUCCUGGAGGCCAUAGAGAAUAAUAAGUACGGCUGGUUCUGGACGUGUCCAGCGGGGGGCGAUACCUGCAUGUACCGGCACGCCCUGCCACCCGGCUUCGUACUGAAAAAGGACAAGAAGAAGGAGGAAAAAGAGGAGGAAAUUUCGCUGGAGGAGCUGAUAGAAAACGAGCGUUCGGCUCUGGGCGUCAACGUGACCCGGAUCACCCUGGAGACUUUCCUGGCUUGGAAGAAGAGGAAAAGGCAGGAGAAGAUCGAUAAAGCGAAGGAGGAGAUGGAAAAGAAGAAAGCGGACUUUAAGGCUGGAAAAUCGCUGGUGGUGAGCGGGCGUGAGGUGUUCGAGUUCCGUCCAGAGUUGGUGGACGACGACGACGCCGAAGCCACCGACACACGAUACGCCAGCGACGACGAGGAGGACGCCGAAGAGGACGAGACUAACAGCGCAGAAGUCCAGGACAUAGACUUAUCCCGUUUUGUUCCGCAAGAGGUCGACAACACAGGCAUCACCGUAGCAUCCGUGGACCGUUUCACUUCGAGAAACAAGACUCAGCCGACGGAAACAGACAACGAGGAGCAGCUGAACGGAGCCUGCGGUGGCGCCGAGGCCAACGGGCUUUCGGGAGCGGAGGGAGGCGGGGAGGACGACGGAGGGGAGGACGAAGAGGAGGUACCGGUGGACGAGAACCUGUUCACGGGAGAAGAUCUGGAGGAGCUCGACGAGGAGCUCAACACACUGGCUCUGGAGGAUUGAGAGCGGGAGCGCGCGAGACCGGAGGUGGAAUUUGGGACGGACUAAGUGACAAAGGGAUGGACUGAUGGAUGCAUGGAGCUAAACAACCAAGAGACCAGAUGUUUGAUUUUAAAUUUCAGAGACUCCAGUAAUAAAGCCUGACUAUAUCAUGACAUCACUGCCUGUCUCUGCCGCCGUCUUGUUUUCUGUCGCCCCUCUCACAUCCCACCACGUCCUCUGUCCAUCAGAUGUCCAAAUUUCCACAGCAGGGCCAACUCCACAUGAUCGUUGCUUGUCCGAAUUUCGAUAAAAAAGAGAAUUUGGCUGCGGCUGUGCACUUUUUGUUGCUCGACAAACUCGCUGGCUCAUGUUGAAACUUAUAAAUUAGGCUUCCUGAUCAGCCAAAUAUUGGAUUUAUUGAUUUGCAGAGAGAUGUUGUAAGGGCUUACAAACGAAAGCACUACACUUGUGAGAUUACACUGUGGGAAGAGACUUCAAUAAAUCAAAUAACUGAUGAAUGUUUGAAAGUACUCAAGUUGUACAAUGUAGGAAAUGAACAGGAGUGAUUCUUUUGUAAGAAACUGAAUCUGUUCAGAGCUUCGCCUGCUCUCAUACCAAAAAUAAAAACUAGAGUUUAAAGUCCAGUUGAUUGUUUUUUUCCUCAACAAAUACAUUUCAUUUAAGUGAAGUUAAUAAAGCCCUCAUGUUAUGGAAAUUUCAUGUAAGGAAAAAGCUUCUAAAGAAUCUGAGCUAUUUCUGAGAUCAGACGAUAAUAAAGCCACAGCAGGGAAACCAAACGGUCCACUCGCCAGCCCAGAAUUGUAAAUAAUGUUCUCGUGAGUUGCCUCCUGAAGAAAUAAAAAAUAUCUGUACAUCC